Molecule: messenger RNA, 180 nt
Organism: Bipolaris oryzae ATCC 44560
Lineage: Eukaryota; Fungi; Ascomycota; Dothideomycetes; Pleosporales; Pleosporaceae
Exons: 1
Coding region: 1-180 (59 amino acids)
Source: RefSeq, a predicted model, not a curated record
AUGACAGGGGUUCCCGCCGCCCCCAUGUGCAAUCACUAUCUCCGUAGACGCUUGUCCACCUUUCUGCUUUGCUGCGCUCCUUGGCCAUCAUUUGGUGAAAUGCUGAGCAAUUCGGAGUCCAUCACAUGGUCUCAGCCACGGGCCAAUGAUGUUCAGAGGCGCACAGUCAACACCAGCUGA